This is a messenger RNA of Tetrahymena thermophila SB210, 1275 nucleotides long. RefSeq names its product endonuclease/exonuclease/phosphatase family protein. The transcript has 5 exons. The record is from RefSeq and is a predicted model, not a curated record. Gene Ontology annotation, cellular component: cytoplasm; extracellular region. Gene Ontology annotation, molecular function: sphingomyelin phosphodiesterase activity. NCBI's taxonomy places the organism in Eukaryota, Ciliophora, Oligohymenophorea, Hymenostomatida, Tetrahymenidae.
AUGAAUAUGUAUGGAUAAAAGCUUAAUAACUCGAGUAAAUAAGAGAGUCCAAGUAGUAGCUUUCAUAGUUCAGAUUUUAUUAGAUUAGUUUAGGAUAAUAUUUUAGAAGAUAAAGAAGUAGAAGAAGUAAAAAUAUUAACUUAUAACCUCUUUAUGAGACCACCUUUUGUUAAAAAUAAUGAAGAUGAUUAUAAAAAUGAAAGAUGCAAGCUUAUUAUUAAAAAUGAAAUUCAAAAAUUUGAUAUAAUUUGCUUUCAGGAGCUCUUUAGAUUGUUUUCUAAUCGCAGACAUAAAAUGGUCUAUUCUGCUAUUAAAAAGGGAUUUUUAUAUCAUGUAAGUUCACCUUAGCCUAGCUUUUUUAAAAGUUAUUUUGUUGACGCAGGGCUUACUAUUUUAAGUAAAUAUCCUAUUGUUGAGUCAUGCUUUAGACCUUUUAGAUAUGGUAUAUUAGCUGACGGACUUUGCUAAAAAGGAGUGUUGUAUGCAAAAAUUAGAGUAAAUGAAAGGCAUAUACAUGUUUUAAAUACUCACACACAAGCAAGCUACAAUACAAAUGAAAAAGAAAUUAAAUAAACAGUUAUAGCUCGGUUAGAUUAGUUUGUGGAGAUGAGAAAAAUACUUGAAGAUUGCUUGAAGUAAUAUGGAUUUGAUAGAGGAGAUAUUUGCAUAUUUGCUGGAGAUUUUAAUGUUGAUUCUAAUCACCCUAUACAUCCUAUUAGAUUCUUAAAUAAGCAGUAGGAUUUAAAGGAAAUACUUGGCAUAAAUGAUACGUAAUAGCAUUUUGAUGAGUAUAAAGGGCUAAUUGAUAUAUUAUCUUGUAAAGGGAAAGACAUAGUUUAUGAUGUUGGAAGAACUUCUAAUAGUGGUAAUCCUCCAAUUACAUUUGCAGAUGUUUAUCAAGAUUAAAAUGGUGAAAUCUAACCUUUAGAAACGGCAUUAACUCAUUAAUGCGAUUUGAAAAGUUUAUAAUCUUUAGACUAUAUUAUGCACAUAAUACCUAACGGAUUAUUAGCAGAUUUCCAAAAUAAAUUAAGCUUUUCAAAUAACUAAUAAAGAAGUAAAUUUGAUAGUAAUUUAAAUCAAACUUUUAAAGGUGGGUAUUCUUACUAACUUAGUAAUAACAAACUGAUGCAAAAUUAAUCUAAAAAACUAUCAGAUAAAAAUUUUGUUGUGGACUUUUCUCGUUCUAAAGUAGAAAAAUUUUUUGUAUAAGGCCAAAAAUUCACAUAACUAUCAGAUCAUUAUGGAGUAUCGUGUGUAUUAAAAUUCAAGUGA